AUUGUAAAUGGGUCAUUGCGAAACCCGGCCCAUAGUUUGAAUGGACCUGUACAAUGAUUUGCUCAAGAAAACUUUAUCCCCAAUCAAACGCUUUAAAAUGAUUCGGGGUAUUACUGAGGAGUGGAUGGAUCCAAGAGAGUCCAGAUUGAUGGAAGAGGCUCAGCGUUCCUCAGAUUUGAAGAGGAGGUCGUAUUCAUCGUCCCGGAUAAAUACUCUUGCACAGAAAGCAAGGUUGGAGCAGGAGCAGGAGCAGGAGCAGGAGUACGUGCGUGUUACGGCUCUGGACCACCCAAACAACCGGAGAGCAGGAGGCUCGAAAACGCCGAUAACGGACUUCACUGAGGGUAGUUUGUCAAACCCUAAGCAGCCUGCUAAGUUGAGGUUGGAGGAGGUGGCUAAGGAGAUCCAGGCUGCAAUGCGGAUGUUUCAGAAGUUACGUGGGGAGUCUUCGUUUCCGAUGGGAUGUAACUUUCAACUCCUGAAGAAUGCAAAGGCGGUGAUUGACAGAGGGGUGAAGUCAAUUUUUAAUUCAGUGAUGCUAAGGCUGCAGGCUGUGGAAGGGGAGAGAGCUUUGGAACGUAUACCAGAUACAGAGAGGCAGUGGAAGGUGACUAUGGAGGUCAGCGGUGUGGAGGAUGCAAAGGUUGCUGCUUUAUAUUGGGGGCGUACUACUUUCCUUUGGAUGUGGACUUGUGCCAAGUUGGAGGAAGCAAAUGGAAAUAGUAAUGCUGCUAUCUCGGGAAGGACUAUUGAGGUGGGUAUGAGGAACUUGCAGACAGAAGGAUUGGUGAUUGACAGGGAAGCUUGGAUGAAGGAGGCUGAGGCUGCUGAGAGAGCAGGGUUUAUGGCAACUUGUAAGAUAAUUCUUCAAAAUAUUAUUGGUGUUGAAGUGGAGGGAGAAGAUGGGAAGAGAAACUGGGUUGCCGAUGCUGAGGAAUGUUUGAAGCAUUGUCCUGAUUGUGUACCUCUUUGGCUUUCUCUUGCCAAUCUUGAAGAGAAAAUGAAAAGAAUAGCCGAAGCUCGUGCUAUUCUCACACGGGCAAGGGAGAAGAAUCCACAUCAGCCUGAACUCUGGCUUGCAACUGUUCACGCUGAGUUAAGGCAUGGCUACAAGAAGGAAGCUGAUAUCUGGAUGGCCUACGGGAAUGUCCAAAUAGUGAUGCUUGCAAGAAUUGUGAACGGGAUGGCCACGUCGUUGCCACCAAGGCCAAGCUUUUCUGGCAGGAUGGAAGUGUAUGUGGACAAGGAUAGAUCAUGGUUCUAUAGAGCAAUGACAGUGGCUCCUGAUAUUGGUGAUAAUUGGGCAAUGUACUACAAAUUUGAACUCGAACAUGGGAGUUAUGAGAAGAACCGAAGGAUAUGUUGCUGCAAAACCAAAGCAUAGUGAGAAUUGGCAAGCAAUUUCAAAAGGCUGUGGGGAACUACAACCAGGCAACCGAAGCAAUCUUGAAGAAUGUUAUGGUUGCACUCUCAGCAAGGAAGGAAGUGAUGCUGCUGUGAAGUAGUGAAAGCUAGGAACUGAUACGUGACAGAUAGAAUUAAUGAAUUUUGGAGCAUAUG
This is a messenger RNA of Rubroshorea leprosula, 1560 nucleotides long. The record is from the annotation of a GenBank genome assembly. Lineage: Eukaryota; Viridiplantae; Streptophyta; Magnoliopsida; Malvales; Dipterocarpaceae.